AGAAAAUGGUGCUUAGUAGAGCCUUGCUUCUUUAAUAUUUUGCAGGUCAUUUCAGAAGGAAAGCGCACCCUUUGAGCAUCCCCUUUCACGUUAUGCUGUACAUUGUGACUUUACACUGUUCUUAGCAUUAGCGAGGUUCUACUAGUGCGAUAGCGUUAGCGCCCUCGUCUAGUGACAAGGAGUACUUCCUCUCCGCUCGCAGCUUUGUCAGCUUUGCGGAGUUGCAUUCGCACGCUGUUUGGUUUUAUGGAAUACAACGAAGAGGACUCGAAAGACUUUAGACUUGAAGCGCAUUGACCGAAACAACCUUAAGGACUGAGCAUGGCUCUUUAUUGCUGGUUUUGUAUUUUCAAGUUGGGGUUGUGUGUCAUACUUACAACAAUACUGAGAUUUUCAGACUCUUUUCUUAACCGCGAAGUGUCCCUGAAUAACGAACUGAAAAAUCAUCUUUGUUCGCUCGUUGUCGCAUGACCAAAAAAUGGUGCAUUCAGUGUAGAGAUGCCUCUCUGCUUUGUCGCUCAUUUCCUCUUCGGAAUCGUAUGACCUGCAGCAGCAUCGUCGAUCUUGAUCAUUGUCGACGGUGGGAUUCGUGACUACCGCAGGAAAGAUUAGACCGGUGACGUUCUUCUGACAUGACAUAAGUGGUAGAGCAAGUGGUCAGCUGAGCGAGAAGACUAGGACAUCGAUCUAACCUUACCAUUUGACGAGGAUGGUAUAAGAGUAGGGGCUGCUACGGCGCAUGAUUGAUGUUGUUGCACCUGGUGCUUUUGCAAGAACGCCCUUAUUGAAUUGUUGGAAGCAGAGUUCUAUCUUGCGACUUUGGAAGUGGUCACAGGAUGAUGGAGUCUGACGAAGACUGCGCCUCCGAUGGAGGCAGCUACCAUUACGAUUCCGACGAUAACGACUACGACUCCGAUGUGGAAAUGACCAAAUCGGGCGAUGGUGCGACGCCGGACGUAAAGGAUGCCGUUGUAGAUAAAAAUAGGUCGGACGGAGUUGUCAGUGCCGCUGUGUCCUCAGUCGCGAUUUUAGAAGUUUCUGCUUCAGCAGCGCAACAAUGUGCACCAACGUCGGGCUCAACGGAUGGCAGUUGCGGCUUACCUCUGAGUAGCGCCACAUCACCUCCCAAAGCCACUGAUACACGGAAGCGCGAUGCGUCAAUAGCGGCAACCGUUCGGUCGGUAUCCUUAACUGGACAGCACAGAGAAAAGCGCAGCCAGUCGAAAACACCAACUGCAACGCGGGGAGGGGUCGACGACGGAAACGUACUUCAUAUGUGCUUUUUUCAUGCAUAGGGAACCACAAGUGAUCGUUGGGAAACAACUUAUUCUAAGUCUGUCGCGUAAGAUGUGUCGCGUAUUAUUUGUCAGUAGGUUACAAAUACAAAAGUAGAGAACUACUACCAGAGUCCGCUAUUUUCGUCAUCUACAGUGACACUAGUUGAGUUUUCAGUAUGUGCAUGAAGUCGCGCUAUCCGGUUAUUAAUUUGGUGUUUUCAUUUGGUGUUUUCAUUUGGUGUUUUCAUUUGGUGUUUUCAUUUGGUGUUUUCAUUUGGCGUUUUCGUCCACCAGGUCUUUGACACAGAGCUGUCAGACGAUUACUCUCUUCCCAGUAGCCCCAAGAUACAGCGAAAGCAAGCGUCAGACUUUCGGAGUCUAUCGUUUCCUAGGGACGUGGGGCGCGAAAUAGAUCGACUCGUCGCGCAAGUUAGCGAGCUCACGGCACUAGAGAGUCCUGAAGCGAAAAUUCUACUGCGUGAAUUCAAGUGGGACCCAGAGCAGCUAACAGAGGCGUGGUUCAGCGAUCCGGAACGCCUUUGCAAGAAAGUUGGCUUGACAAUAGCACCUGAAAAUGGCGGACCAGGCGGAUCGUCAUGUAGCUCAAGUAGUUCGUCAAGCAGUUCGUCAACGAACGCAAGCGGGCCAAUCACAUGCAAUGUGUGCUUCGAAACACUGCGCUCGCAGAGGAUACUGACACUUGCGGAUCUGCCGGACCUGCUCUCGAAUACGCCGCGGCCAAAAGACUCCUCGUAUCUUCACGGAGGACGCAGUAGAGGUUUGCCAGCGAGUUUUGGCGUCAUAGACCUUGACCCGGCACCGGACGAUAGCUCGCGGCUGUUGCCGCUCGACGACGACGACGCCACCACUACCAGCUUGCUUGACAAUCCACCAGGGAGAACAGCGAGUGUGGCCCCAGGCCGCCUCGAGCCGUUAGACGACGACGACCCGCAGGCUUUUGCGUUGCCCUGUGGUCACGUGUUUUGCACCCUGUGCUGGAAGGGGCAUUUUCAAACAGGGGUCGGGGACGGCGCUACAUGCCUGACGCUUCGAUGCAUGGCGGAUAAGUGCCCCGAGCGAGUGCGAUGGUCAAUGUUUCCCGUACUCGCGGCAGACUGUGAAGCAAAAGCGCUCGAGUACGAAAGGAAAAGGUACUUGCUUCAAGAUUGGCUAUAUUUAACUGAUCAACAAGAAGAACCCAUUGAAUAAAUUGCUAGUUUUCCAAGAAAUUUGUUCAAGCGCCCAUGACCAUGGUCAUCAACAAUUAUUUCAUCAUCAUCUUCUUCUUACCAGUUACGUCGAGCUUUCCCAGCGAUGUAAGUGGUGCCCAUCACCUGAUUGUAACAAUUGCGUCAUUGUGAAUGAUGUGUGUAGGACUAUAGAGUCUGUCCGAGAUCCGUGGAUUCGAACUGCUAAGAGGCCAGCGGCUGAUACCUCGCCACCCGCAGGGGAAGCCGACGAUGGGCGAAAGGCCGGCGCAGGCAAAGGUGAUAAAGGCGAGGGUAAGGGCCGCGGCGACGCGAAGAGGGCGAAGCAUGGAAGAGCGGAAGCGCGGAUGGUCGAGGCGGCGCAAGAUCGAGCCGAAAUACUCGCACUGCGGCACGACCAGCUGCUAACGAGGAUGGGCGAAUUAAGAGCACAGCGAGAAGCUUUGGUGGAGGCCGGAAAAGACGCGCUCAAAGGAAAGGGCAAGGACGGUAAAGCAAAAGAAGGCAAAGGGAAAGGCGGUAGAGGUGCGAAUUUCAUGGGCGCUCUUUUUGACACUGUAAGAGGAUUCAUGUACCAAGACACCCCGACAGAAAAGGAGGAGAAGCAUGACGUACUACAACACAUUCUAUUUUUUCACGGGCCCGCAUUAGAAGUGAGAUACUGGAAGAAGAAAAAGUUUCUUUCGAGAGAUAAUCAUUUCAGUGACAUUCUUUUUUACCAAACUUUCCAGCCUCGCUCUGUCUAUCUUCAUGUUGUUCCUUCACAUGGCUUCUCAGUUUCUUCAAACCCUCCCUGCUGACUCGGGUAACGCCGAUAUUCAGCCGUUGCAGUGUCGAGAGGUGGAGUGCUCACGUUGUGAGUACAAGUGGUGCUUUGCGUGUAAUAGCGAGGGUCACAAGGGGAUUUACUGCCACGUUGUCCGCAAAUGGUCUGAGAAGAACCAAGACGAGGCAGAGAACGUCACUUGGAUUAUCGCUAAUACCAAAUCCUGUCCGAAAUGCAAGAACCCGAUCGAGAAAAACCAAGGCUGCAUGCAUAUCGUUUGUCGUUGCGGACAUCAAUUCUGCUGGUAUGGAGAAGUUAGAUUUUUGAUGAAUAUAGUAAAGUCUUUCACGCUUUAGUUUCUUAAUUUAUAACGAGUUUAGGAUUUGUAGCUGAAAGACUUACUGAACGAGACGGAUUCACUAGUGCUUUUGCUUCAGUGAUACUAUGAAUUUUUAUACCACUUGGGGACAGCCGACAGCUGCCGGCAUGCUUGCUUGAUAUUUUUCACUCCAGGUUGUGUCUUGCAGACGAUUACAACUACUCGCAUACACGGGACGGCAGGCCGUGCAACAAAUUUAUGCAGCCGGACGAGGAGAAGGAGCAUAGUCGCAAAAAUCUUGCGAGGUAAUUAAGCUGGACUGCUCUCAAGCAACAACUAUGAUGAUUUUUUUGGUUUUGUAAAAAGUUACUAUGAUUGAUGUCAGUAAGAAAUGGUGCAUCAAAUCACUCCUGACGCAUAUCGUCGACUGAAGCCAUGUUAGAUUUGCUUCUCAAUUCCUUUUUCAGGUACGCCCACUUUUUCGAACGAUUUCGAGCACACGAGCAGUCCCAGUCGAUAGCCCAACAGAAGACACUGAAGCAAGUAAGGGGCAAGAUGGAAGAUCUGCAGAAGUUGUUCGGGAAUUGGGAGGACGUGCUGUUUCUAGAAGAAGCGAUCAAACAACUAAUUGACUGUCGCCGAAUGCUGAAGUGGACGUACGCGUUCAGCUACUUCUUAGGCAAGAGCUCAGAGUUGUUCGAGUUCCAGCAAGGGCAGUUGGAGCAGAAAGUCGACUCAUUGCAGGCUUUGUUCGAAAAUUCGCCUUUUAUCAAGCGCGAUCUGCUUGCAGAAGCCGACAAUCCGGAACAGCAGGGAAGCGGUGCGAGUAGUAGUAGUAGCACUAGUACUGGCCGAGCAUCUUCAUCCAGUAGCAGCGCAGCAAGAGCACAUGGCGCAGCUUCUUCCUCGAUAACUGCAACGGCAUCUAGCACUUCCAACAAUACUUUUUCUCUCGUGCCGACCUUCGGAGCGGCGUCAGCGUCUUCGGGUACGCCUGCCUCUGCUGGGGCGACGCGCGAGGAGUUCAUGGCUUUCAAGCAGGAGCUGACGAAUUUGACGAAGGUAGUGAGCAAUUUCUUUCUCAACAUCACCGACUUCUUUGACACCAUCCGACCAGAGCAACUGCUGCUCCUUAAUGGGUCGUCGUCCUGACGCUCUCGUUGUCGUUGAUGAAGUACGGGAGAGAAAGAGGUUCGUCUUACUGGCCAGGAUUCGUCGAGGGUGACUUUUUUUCAACGUUCUAGCAUUUUGAUAGCCAAUUAGCACUAGUCUUACUUGUAUCGCUGAGCUUGCACCCUUUCCCCACGACAGAAGCACUGAGGUGCUAAAGUCAUGAAGGCAAAGAGGGACGGGGUAAGUCAUCACGUAAAGAUAUCUUGUAUUUUGCGAUGAGAAAAAUGAUAGACAUUUCCGCGCGCUCCCCUCGGCCCGGGUGUUAAAUGACCAUUCCGCCUCCAGUCUUCCUGACAGUGACCCGAAGAAAAAAUCCCAAUUCAUUGAUCCCCUGUUCAAUUUCAAUUUUUACGGAAGACAGUAUCACGGCAAGGAAAAGCUGCUUGCUUGCAAACAAAU
Amoebophrya sp. A25 is the source of this 5142-nucleotide messenger RNA. The record is from the annotation of a GenBank genome assembly. NCBI's taxonomy places the organism in Eukaryota, Dinophyceae, Syndiniales, Amoebophryaceae.